Molecule: messenger RNA, 1048 nt
Organism: Mercurialis annua (annual mercury)
Lineage: Eukaryota; Viridiplantae; Streptophyta; Magnoliopsida; Malpighiales; Euphorbiaceae
Product: aquaporin TIP2-1
Exons: 3
Coding region: 77-823 (248 amino acids)
Biological process (GO): water transport; transmembrane transport
Cellular component (GO): membrane
Molecular function (GO): water channel activity
Source: RefSeq, a predicted model, not a curated record
CCAUUCUUGUGCUAUUUGAAUACAUUCUCCAUUAUUUCUCUCAUUUUUUCCAUUUACACUAUAGUUUUUUAAAAAAAUGGCAGGAAUUGCAUUUGGUCGGUUCGAUGAUUCAUUUAGUUUAGCUUCAUUUAGAGCCUAUCUUGCUGAGUUUAUCUCAACUUUGCUCUUUGUUUUUGCUGGUGUUGGUUCUGCCAUAGCUUAUGGUAAAUUGACGGCGGAUGCUGCUCUUGAUCCGGCUGGUUUAGUAGCGGUGGCUGUGUGCCAUGGAUUUGCUCUAUUUGUUGCGGUGGCUGUUGGUGCUAAUAUCUCCGGUGGCCAUGUAAAUCCAGCUGUCACUUUUGGAUUGGCUGUUGGUGGCCAGAUCACCAUUCUGACUGGUAUUUUCUACUGGAUUGCUCAGCUUCUUGGAUCAGUUGUUGCUUGUUUCCUUCUUAAAGUUGUUACCGGUGGCUUGGCAGUUCCAAUCCACAGUGUGGCUUCAGGAGUUGGUGCAAUUGAAGGGGUAAUAAUGGAAAUAGUGAUCACAUUUGGGUUAGUCUACACAGUCUAUGCAACUGCAGCUGACCCCAAGAAGGGUUCACUAGGCACCAUUGCUCCCAUUGCAAUUGGGUUCAUUGUUGGGGCCAACAUUUUGGCUGCAGGCCCAUUCUCUGGUGGAUCAAUGAACCCGGCCCGUUCCUUCGGCCCAGCUGUCGUUAGCGGCGACUACCACGACCAUUGGAUCUACUGGGUUGGGCCUCUUGUUGGUGGUGGGCUUGCUGGGCUUGUCUAUGGAAACUUGUACAUGGGUGGUGAUCAUGCACCUCUAUCCAAUGAUUUCUAGGUUUUGAUUGUGAUUUGGUGAUGAGUUUGUGUUUCUAAUUUAUUUUUCUUUGUAAUAAAAAGAAAGGAAAGUAAUAUUUUUGCUUUUCUUUCUUUUUUUAUUUAUUUAUUUUGUGGUUGUUAUUGUAAAGGUUUGUUGUGGUUAGCUUUUGCUUUUAUGAGUAAUUGAUGAAAUUGGUGAUGUGUAGCAACUUUUUUAAGCAUGCUCAUGAAUUGCUUUUGUUUU